Messenger RNA from Aspergillus melleus, 279 nucleotides. It is a transcript of the gene RPL37B, whose product is annotated as 60S ribosomal protein eL37. Gene Ontology annotation, molecular function: RNA binding; structural constituent of ribosome. The record is from RefSeq and is a predicted model, not a curated record. Bases 1 to 279 code for a protein of 92 amino acids. The transcript has 4 exons. Lineage: Eukaryota; Fungi; Ascomycota; Eurotiomycetes; Eurotiales; Aspergillaceae. Gene Ontology annotation, cellular component: ribosome; cytosolic large ribosomal subunit. Gene Ontology annotation, biological process: translation.
AUGACGAAGGGUACCUCCAGCUUUGGCAAGCGCCACAACAAAACCCACACUCUCUGCCGCCGUUGUGGCCAGCGCUCCUUCCACAUCCAGAAGUCGACCUGUGCCAACUGUGGUUAUCCCUCGGCUAAGACCCGCAAGUACAACUGGGGCGAGAAGGCCAAGCGCAGAAAGACCACCGGCUCCGGCAGAAUGAGCCACCUCCGCGACGUCCAGCGCCGCUUCAAGAACGGCUUCCAGACCGGCACCCCCAAGGCCGCCCGCGGUCCCCAGAGCCAGUAA